AUGCCGGCAUAUCGCCACUCGCCCACGCCGACGAUGCCCACGGCGGCCAUCACCGCCAGAGCCGGCAGCCUGGCCCCUUUGACCACAACCUUUACCCCUGAUGCUGCCUGCGCGACGCCACUCCUGUAUGCGUGUACUCUAACGUUCGGUCUCGACUCUCAGCCAUCCGCUGUGUGCAUGGCCUCCGUGAACGAAGAAAGCCACUGCACCCAGUCGCUCUCGUGCUACCCCGAAAUGGGUGACAUCCUCGACUCGUACACGUACUCCCCCGCGAACAUCUGCCCGGUGGGCUUCUCGACGGCUGGAUAUCGCAAGGGAUGGGCCGCCGCGCCGCCCGGCGUGGUCUGCUGUCCGACAGGUUACAAAUGGAAUGGGGUUCCUGGUGGGGGAUAUGUGAGCUGCGUAAGGAGCCAGAUGACCGAGGGCACACUGGCUGUGAUUGUGGGCGACACGACGGACAGGUACACGACCUGCACGCCAAAGCUGACAACCAUGACUUUUGGUCCGAACUCGACCGCUUCAAUCGAGUACAUUACCCUUUUCGAGACGGAGACAGCGUACGGGUUCCUGCAAGUGAGUUUCAGGGCCGAUGGGAUUCUGCUCCAGGGCCAUACGCUCACGGGCUCUUUUACAAACCUGCUUUCCACCACGGUCAGUACUAGCAAAACUUCCAGCUCAACAGAUGGCGUCGACUUUGGGGGGAUCCCGCUAGGUGGUGGUGGCGACAGCGCGAGUGCUUCGGUCAGUGGAGGGUUCUCCUCGUCCUCUUCGUCUUCCUCGUCCCCCCCGUCGGAUCCGGGCGACGACUCCAGCAACAGGCUCGGCAUUGGCAUAUCUGUGCCUAUAGUGUUCAUUAUCCUCGCGACAUUCAUCGCCUGUCUUGUCCGGCGAGCGAAAACAAAACAGAAAAUGUUGCAACGAGCGGGUCGUGGUGAGCAUGGUGCUCCCGUCGUCUUAGGAGAAGACGGAAGCAUGCUACCUGCGGCCAACGGCGGCAAGGCUGAGCUGCAAGCCGGUUCCAGCUCCGCUGUUUUCCCCUCCGGACCCGGCCAGGGUACUAGAGUAGUGGCAAAGGAGAAGCCGGAAAUGGACGAAGAUGCGGCACUUCGAGAGCUGGACGGCCAACAGCCACGUGCCGCACCAGAGCUGGACAGCAGUGGCUUGUCGCCAUGUCAUGAAAGCAGUGCCAAUCUUCCGAACCAGCCCGACCCCGUGGCCAUGGUCGGGGCGAGCUCGCUCGCCGGGGACGCUCAGCAUGUUCAUCAGUAUCAGCCACCACAAAGCCUAGAACUUGGUGGCGAUGCGCGUUCAGAACUGUACGGAAAUGAUGGCUGGUAUUUGCAAGAUCAGCAGCAGCAGGGCCCCUACGAAGUUUCGGGGCCAGACAACGACACCCAGCAGCAAGCUCAGCUGAACAGGGAGUUGUAUCUCCGGCAGCAGAUAGAGGCCAUCCGCGCGCAGGAACAGCAACUCACACAAGAACUUGAGGGACUGCGCAAGUGA
Messenger RNA from Microdochium trichocladiopsis, 1503 nucleotides. RefSeq lists its product as uncharacterized. NCBI's taxonomy places the organism in Eukaryota, Fungi, Ascomycota, Sordariomycetes, Xylariales, Microdochiaceae. The record is from RefSeq and is a predicted model, not a curated record. The transcript has a single exon. The coding region runs from base 1 to 1503 and encodes 500 amino acids.